Messenger RNA from Thalassophryne amazonica, 1019 nucleotides. It is a transcript of the gene nccrp1, whose product is annotated as P1, F-box associated domain containing. Lineage: Eukaryota; Metazoa; Chordata; Actinopteri; Batrachoidiformes; Batrachoididae. Gene Ontology annotation, biological process: SCF-dependent proteasomal ubiquitin-dependent protein catabolic process; glycoprotein catabolic process. The transcript is spliced from 6 exons. The record is from RefSeq and is a predicted model, not a curated record. Gene Ontology annotation, cellular component: SCF ubiquitin ligase complex; cytoplasm. Bases 56 to 754 code for a protein of 232 amino acids. Gene Ontology annotation, molecular function: ubiquitin protein ligase activity.
UGGGACAACAAAAGUCAGCCUGCAGGCUUCCUGGUUGUUUUAUUUGUGGUCGAUCAUGUCUGUGGACUGGAAGAGUAAGUGUGCCGAGGAGUGGAGCCUGCACGGAGCUCCGAUGCCCGACAGCGUGGACUGGAAGUCCGUGUACGAAGCCAAACCGCUGGGGAGAAAUUUACUGAAGAACCCCGCUCCGCACGGGGUGAGUAAAGAUGCUCCUCCACCUGAACCUGAGCUGUCUGACGUGCCCACACGUGUGCUUCCAUUCUUUCCGCCUGAAGUUGAUUUUAGUGGUUGGACUACGAACACGGAGAAACUCCCCUAUGACACCAGUGACAUCCCACCAGGUGUGGUUGUCUGUGGACUGCCCGCAUACAGCUGGUUUUCCAUGGAGCAGGUUUUGGAUCUGAAGGCAGAGGGAUUGUGGGAAGAGCUUCUGGAUGAUUUUCAGCCUGAAAUAUUCAUCCAAGACUGGUAUGAAGAGAGUCAACUGCAUAAGUUCAUCUAUGAGCUCUGUGUGAAGUUACUGGCGGCUGACAAAAGUACGGUUUUGGCAGAGCACAGCGUCAACCCCACUGAGGACCUCAGCAACUAUUCGCACACCUGGAAAGAGGUGUCACACGUGUUUCGUGGCUAUGGACCUGGGGUGAGAUAUGUCCACUUCCUGCACCGACUGAAGAACCAGUUCUUGAAUGAAUUCUUCCCCACGCUGUUCACAGACAGCUCUGUGAUCGUCAGGCCAAACAAAUCCAGCUGUUAGGCUCAAUUUGAUUGUGCAAAUAUUAUAGCCAGUUUAACCAAAAUGAUCACACGGGUAUGGCAGAGUUUACUUUUUUGCAAAUCAAGUCAAGUCACAACUCCACAACACCACAAAACCGCCUCGGGUCCUGGAAGGCAGCCACCCAGGCAGACAUCUGGUCCAUCCCCACAUCUGUAAGACAUCUGUCUGCCACAGCGAGGUGAAACACGGGCGUCCCCUCAGCCUUUUUUUGCACUUUGAAAAUAAAAGUGGAAUAGACACAUUU